Messenger RNA from Mesorhabditis belari, 714 nucleotides. The record is from the annotation of a GenBank genome assembly. Lineage: Eukaryota; Metazoa; Nematoda; Chromadorea; Rhabditida; Rhabditidae.
AUGAAGGUUCGUCUGGAGCAAAAAGAGUUUGAUGCGCUGAAGAAAUUCGAGUCGCUUCACCAUCCAGAUAUCUGGAAUUGGAUUAUGGAUAAGGUGGGUCGACGCGAGAAUCUGAACAUUUUGGAUGUCUCUGAGGAGUGCGCUGUCUUUGCAGUGAUGCUCGCCGAACAAUAUCCAACAAAUAAAGUGACUUGUUUGAUUCGUGGAGAGAAACCGAAAGUCCCUCUUCCAUCAAAUGUCUCAUUUCUUCGAUCGGAUUUCAAGAAUUGUAAUUGGUCGCAGAUUGAAGAACUAUCCACAUAUGAUGUGAUUAUUGUGAAUGAGCUCACCCAUGAGAUACCCGAGAUUGGACAAUUCUUCAAAGCGCUCAAGAAACAUUUAAACCCUGGUGCACCGAUUGUUGUCUUGAGUCGACCCAAAAACCCUCCACUUCCUGUGCCCGAGUGUUGUCUUUUGUUGUGGAGAAAAUUGAUGCCAACAAAAGAAGAGAUCACCGCUGCAGCUGCAUAUGCUCAACUCGGUUACACGACUUUCUCGGCAGCCGUCCCGAUCAGUGUUGAUCGCUUUCAAUGGGAGAGCAUGCUCUAUUCGGGCUGUUUCCCAGCUGUUCGAGCGACGAUCAAAUGCGGUGAGCCAGAAAUCCGUCAAUACUGCAAUAAACUCUCUCCAAAAGUGAAUUUCGAGGAAAAAAUGAGCAUUUAUGUGUUCAGAGAA